AUGAAGUGGUUGGCCACAUUUGCUGGUGAGUUGAGUAAUGCUGCACAUUACUUCUCUUUCUUUGCAAAUGUUCAUGAUGGAAACAAAUACACUGUAAAUGGGGCAAUUGGUGAGAGUGAAGAGUUUACAUGGCAACAAUGGAAUUACAAUGACAGGCUCACUGUGGCAGCCAGGGUGAAAGCCAAAGAAAAUGAACUUAAUGCCACACGUCUAGCCCCCUCAACCAAGCGAAGCAAACUUAUGCAGUUUAUUAAAGGUCAAAAAUCUAGGCAAGAAUGUGAAACUAUCAUUGCACAUUUGGUAGACUUUGCUUUUGCAGAACCACUACAUAAUUCAAACAAUGCUUGGCAGUAUAUUCAUUCUAUAUUACUGGAGGAAGCAAUUUCACGAAGCAACAUCCCUGUUACGGGUGUUGAAUUAUCAACCCUGCCUGAUGAAACUCCUCUCAAAAAAUUUGUCCUUUCAAUAAAGAAUGAUGUUGGUGCAUCUAGGCUAUAUAAGAAAAUAAAAAAAUGGCGGAAGGGAGAAAAAAGAAAUUUGAAUAUCGAUUUACAGGUAAAGAAACCAAGUGCUUAUGUCACAAAUUUAUGUUUCUUAUUGAUUCCGUAA
This is a messenger RNA of Porites evermanni, 609 nucleotides long. The record is from the annotation of a GenBank genome assembly. Lineage: Eukaryota; Metazoa; Cnidaria; Anthozoa; Scleractinia; Poritidae.